Anoplophora glabripennis (Asian longhorned beetle) is the source of this 912-nucleotide messenger RNA. Its product is annotated as tetra-peptide repeat homeobox protein 1-like. NCBI's taxonomy places the organism in Eukaryota, Metazoa, Arthropoda, Insecta, Coleoptera, Cerambycidae. The transcript has 6 exons. The record is from RefSeq and is a predicted model, not a curated record. The coding region runs from base 1 to 912 and encodes 303 amino acids.
AUGAGAGUUUUUGGGAUAAUAUUCUUAGUACUAGCAGUCGCCUGUGUUGCAAAAUGCGGCGAGGCAAAUGAAAAGAAAACUGGAAAGCGUGGCAUCAUCGGAUUUGGGGGAGGUGCUGGAUUUGGAGGAGGCGCUGGAUUUGGAGGAGGUGCUGGAUAUGGCGGUGGCGGCGCUACCGUUUCUACUGUCAGUCAAACUGUUCCUGUACCAGUACCACAACCCUAUCCAGUCAGCGUAUCUAGACCUGUACCAGUUCCUAUUCCUCAACCCAUAGAAGUACCAGUGCCAAGACCUGUUAAGGUGUCAGUGCCAGUACCACAACACGUCGAAGUACCAAGACCAUAUCCCGUCGUAGUUAGGCGGCCAGUACCAGUUCCAGUACCAACACCUGUCAGAGUACCAGUACCACAACCCUACAAAGUAUCUGUCCCACAGCCUUACCCAGUAUCUGUCCCUCAACCUAUUCCAGUUAGAGUUCCACAAACUGUUGUAGUACCAGUAGCUCAACCAGUCGUAGUUGGAGGAGGUGGUGGAGGAGGACUAGGCGGUGGACACGAAAUUGGCAUUGGAGGAAUUGGUGGUGGCUAUGGAGGCGGAUAUGGCGGUUCUAUUGGAAGUAUUGGAGGAGGAUCCAUAGGAGGCGGCCAUGGAAUCGGACUAGGAAGUUCUCUUGGAGGUGGUCUGAAAGGUGGUUCCAUAUCUAUUGGAGGAGGAGGACUUGAUGGAGGAUUCGGAGGAGGUCAUGGAGGUGGACUUGGAGGAGGUUACGGUGGAGGAUAUGGAGGAGGAAUUGGAGGAGGUUAUAGUGGUGGUUACGGAGGAGGAAUUGGAAGUGGAAUCUCUCUUGGUUCCAAGGGAGGUUUGGGAUCUAUCGGUGGCAUCGGUGGAAGUUCAGGCGGCUACAAAUAUUAG